Molecule: messenger RNA, 912 nt
Organism: Salvia miltiorrhiza (redroot sage)
Lineage: Eukaryota; Viridiplantae; Streptophyta; Magnoliopsida; Lamiales; Lamiaceae
Product: polygalacturonase inhibitor 1-like
Exons: 2
Coding region: 1-867 (288 amino acids)
Molecular function (GO): protein binding
Source: RefSeq, a predicted model, not a curated record
AUGGAUGGUUGUCGAAGCAUCAUAUCGAGAUUAAAGAUGUGCAAGUUGCGCCACGUCAACGACACCACCAACCGCGUCCUUGGCCUCGACAUCGCCUCCGUUGAUCUCCACGGCACAAUCCCCCCUUCCCUCUCCAAACUCCACCACCUCCAGCGCCUCCGCCUCCACAAGCUCCCAAACCUCGUCGGCCCCAUCCCCCCGGAGCUCGGGCAGCUCCCCCUCCUCGGCUACCUAGUCAUAAGCUGGACUAACAUCUCAGGGCCCAUACCUAGUUUCCUCACCAAUCUCCGCAGCCUCAGCUACCUCAUCCUCUCCUUCAACCGCCUAUCCGGCCCCAUCCCGCCCUCCCUCCCGUCUCUCCCGUACCUCUACGCCAUUGAUCUCAGCCGCAACCUCCUCACCGGCCCAAUACCGGAAUCGUUCGGCCACUUUCUUCUCAGCACAGCACUGGACCUGUCCCACAACAUGCUCUCCGGCGACAUUCCGGCCUCUCUGGGCAAUGUCAACUUCUCGAGGAUUAAGUUGUCGAGAAAUAAGCUGUCGGGAGACGCGUCGGUGCUGUUCGGAAAGGAUAAGGUUGCCGACACCAUCGACAUCUCGAGGAACAGCUUCGAGUUUGAUUUCUCCAAGGUGGGAUUCAUGGAGUCGUUGGACGUGCUGGACAUAUCUCACAACAAGAUCUAUGGGAGCAUUCCGAAGCAGAUAACGGAGGCUGUGUAUUUGCAGUUUCUGAAUGUUAGUUAUAACAGAAUGUGUGGGGAGAUUCCGACAGGGUGGAAGUUGAAGUAUAGGUCUGAGAGUUGGGAUAAUUCGUCUUUCUUCCAUAACCGAUGCCUCUGUGGGGUUCCAUUGGAUCCGUGUAAAUGAUCACACUUUCUUACAAAUAAUAAUGGAGAACUUAAAAGAGUCCAA